Messenger RNA from Macrosiphum euphorbiae (potato aphid), 327 nucleotides. Lineage: Eukaryota; Metazoa; Arthropoda; Insecta; Hemiptera; Aphididae. The record is from the annotation of a GenBank genome assembly.
AUGAUAUUGAAUACAUUCAAAAUACAGACCAAACAAAAAUGUAAAGAUGGUCGAGGAUAUUAUUAUGAAUGCUGCAGAACAGGUUUUCAUAAAGGAGGAGAGAACUCAAAAAGAAUGAUUAAAACACAGAACAGUAAAAAAAUUAAUCAAAAUUGUACAAGCCACAUAAUACUAUUUGAGUCAUUUGAAGGUAAAUGUGUAGUCACUUUUUAUAAAGAACAUUAUGAACACAAAGAAAUCGAACUUCAACAUAUAAAAAUACCAGAUAUUAAAAAACAUGAAAUUGCUGCUAAGUUAUCCCAGGGUGUCAAAUUAAAAGAGUAUUAG